AUGGCGGCCACCACUGAUACCAAGAACUACAAGUUCAACCACUCGAUGAUUCGAGUCAAGGACCCCAAGGAGUCUGUCAAGUUUUACGAGUUCCUAGGCCUCAGCGUCGUGAAACGACUUCAAUUCCCCGAGGCCAAGUUCGAUCUGUACUUCUUGGGCUACGACUCUCCCAAUGCCGUGUCUCAUGGGAACAGCGUUUUUGACAGGGAGGGUCUCAUUGAGCUGACUCACAACUAUGGUACCGAGAAUGACCCCGAGUACAAGAUCAACAACGGCAACAAGGAGCCUCAUCGCGGAUUCGGCCAUACUUGUAUCGCUGUCGACAACAUCCAGGCUGCUUGCCAGCGCAUUGAGGAUGCCGGCUACAAGUUCCAGAAGAAGCUUUCCGACGGCAGAAUGAGAAACAUUGCCUUUGUGCUUGAUCCUGAUGGCUACUGGGUUGAGAUCAUUGCCCGAAACGACUACAAAGAGACUGAGGACAUCAAGGAGACGGAUGUGUCCACUUAUACCAUGAACCACACAAUGAUCCGCGUCAAGGAUGCCAAGAAGUCUCUCGCCUACUACAAGGAUGUUCUCGGCAUGGCUCUUUUCAGAACCCUCGAGAACCCUGACGCCGGCUUCAACCUCUACUUCCUGGGCUACCCUGGGGACCAGCCUUUCACCGAGGGCCAGAACCAGAGCGACAUUGCCCGUCGCGAGGGUCUUCUCGAGCUGACCUGGAACUAUGGGACUGAGAAUGAUGAGAACUUUAGCUACCACGACGGCAACAAGGAGCCCCAGGGCUUUGGUCACAUCUGCGUCUCGGUCGACAACCUGGAAGCUGCCUGCCAGCGAUUCGAGGAUCUCAACGUCAACUGGAAGAAGAGACUCACAGACGGACGGAUGAAGAAUGUGGCUUUUUUGCUGGACCCCGAUGGCUACUGGAUUGAGAUUGUGCAGAACGAGAGGUUUUCUGGCCAGGACAACUUUUAG
Molecule: messenger RNA, 972 nt
Organism: Fusarium vanettenii 77-13-4
Lineage: Eukaryota; Fungi; Ascomycota; Sordariomycetes; Hypocreales; Nectriaceae
Exons: 5
Coding region: 1-972 (323 amino acids)
Molecular function (GO): lactoylglutathione lyase activity; metal ion binding
Source: RefSeq, a predicted model, not a curated record